This is a messenger RNA of Parnassius mnemosyne (clouded apollo), 978 nucleotides long. Lineage: Eukaryota; Metazoa; Arthropoda; Insecta; Lepidoptera; Papilionidae. The record is from the annotation of a GenBank genome assembly.
AUGUUUCAAAUCGGUUUCCUGCUCUGCCUGGUAGGGCUCACUGUGGGCGGCCCAGCAGUUACAAAGACGAGGGAGGAAAUCGAGUCCUUCAAGAAUUUCUUGAAAAAAUCUCGUACAGAAAAUGAUGUCCGCCUCUCAGAGCGCAUGCUUGCUAACCCGCUGGCUAGUGCGUGGCAGAACAGUGGCAAGUUCGAAGGUGACAUCUUGUUGGACGACUGGCAGGUGGAGGGUAUAGUGCAGGAGUUCGCUGCCGGCAGGAAUGCAUACGUCUGGCCAAAUACCAACUGGCCAAAUAACACCAUUGUUUACGAGUUUGCUCCGGGUGACUUCAAGAAGCGGCAACAACGAGCUAUUUUGAAAGCUAUGCGAGAUAUUGAGAAGAAGACCUGCCUUAAAUUCCGUCAGAGAAGUCCCGGAGAGUUCAACUAUGUGAAAAUUACGGGUGCCGAAGACGGAUGCUACGCCGAUGUCGGUUACUGGCAUAGGCGUGGUCCGCACAUUCUCAACUUGGCCCGUGACCGCCCUGGCAGAGGUUGCUUUCUUUAUACCACUAUAAUCCACGAGUGGUUCCACAUCCUCGGCUUCUACCACAUGCAGUCCACUUACAAUCGUGACGACUAUGUCCGCGUUAUAUGGGAAAAUGUUGAACCAGGCAUGGAGUUCAACUUCGAAAGCUACGAGUCAAAUAUCGUACAGAACUUGGACUUGCCGUAUGAUUACACAAGCUGCAUGCACUACGGUCCCUACAGUUUUAGUGGCAACGGCAACCCUACUCUCGUACCACUGCGUAGUUUCGAAGGCGAAAUGGGCCAGGAAGACUACGUGACUGAAUAUGAUUGGCUCAGGGUCAAUAGACACUAUAACUGUCCAGGUGCUUGGUCUACCGAUGAACCUGAAUUACAUUCGGAACCAGUAGAGAAUGAAACAGUAAAAGUUGUUGAAGAAGAAACUCCUCUAGAUGUAGAAAAUGAUGCUUAA